Messenger RNA from Cadophora gregata, 2304 nucleotides. RefSeq lists its product as uncharacterized. Gene Ontology annotation, cellular component: mitochondrion. The record is from RefSeq and is a predicted model, not a curated record. Gene Ontology annotation, molecular function: ATP binding; metal ion binding; methylcrotonoyl-CoA carboxylase activity. NCBI's taxonomy places the organism in Eukaryota, Fungi, Ascomycota, Leotiomycetes, Helotiales, Ploettnerulaceae. The coding region runs from base 1 to 2304 and encodes 767 amino acids. The transcript is spliced from 2 exons.
AUGGACAGACUACCAAUUCUUCAAUGUCCACAACUACGAAACAAGACCGGUGAUCCGGUGAUUAGACAUGUGUUAAUUGCAAAUCGUGGAGAGAUUGCUUGCAGAGUAAUCGAAACCUGCAAACGUCUUGGCAUCACAUCGAUAGCUGUGUUCACCGACCCUGAUAAAGGGGCUCUGUAUGUCAAGCAGGCAGACCAGGCGAUCCCACUUGGAGAUAUUGCCGGGCAAGAUGGGAAUCCCCACCUGAAUAUCAGGCUUCUCGUGAAGACUGCUCAGGAAUAUGAAGCUGAUGCGAUCCAUCCCGGCUAUGGCUACUUAAGUGAGAACUCCGAGUUUGCAGAAGCAAUACGACAGUCAGGAAUGCUAUUCCUCGGUCCAUCGCCUGAGAGUAUGGCAGUGCUUGGAAACAAGCGAUCCGCGAAGGAUUAUCUCCUGGAGCACGCACCUGAGGUUCCUCUCAUUCCAGGAUACAAUGGUUCGGAUCAAAGUAUCGAGCGGCUCUUGAAAGAGGCGGACCAAAUUGAGUAUCCAGUCUUAAUCAAAGCUUCUGCCGGAGGCGGCGGAAAGGGAAUGAGGAUUGUGUACGAGAGAAGCAAAUUCGAAGAUGAACUGGCAAGAGCUCAAUCGGAGGCGGAAAGGGCGUUUGGGUCCUCGGACUGCAUUGUGGAGAAAUAUAUUGAGCGAAGCAAGCACAUCGAGAUACAAAUCUUGGGUGAUACACAUGGCCAAGUGGUAUCGUUGCUGGAUCGCGAAUGCUCUAUUCAACGACGACAUCAGAAGGUGAUUGAAGAAGCACCAUCACCAUGGCUCUCGGAUGAACUCAGAAAAGCAAUGAGCAUGACUGCAAUUCAGAUUGGCAAACUCCUCAACUACGUCAGCGCUGGGACUGUGGAGUUCAUCGUGGAUGUCGACACCUCGAAGUAUUACUUCCUCGAGGUGAACACUCGGAUUCAAGUCGAGCACCCUAUUACCGAAGAAACAACCGGAACGGAUAUUGUCGCUCUUCAGGUAUAUGUGGCGAGUGGAGGAUCUCUGGAUGCGCUUGGGUACUUUAAAGACGGAUUGGCACCUCAGGUUGGGCAUGCAAUCGAAUGUCGCCUUUGCGCUGAAGACCCUUACCGCGACUUUUACCCAGACUCAGGCAUCAUCCGACGUUGGACGCCAGCUUCAUCAGUCCUUUCAAGGUCGAGAGAUGCGUAUUCGCGUUUUGACUCGGGCAUCGAGACUGGUUCGCAAGUCUCGGUGUUCUUCGACUCUUUAAUGGCGAAAAUAAUAGUCUGGGCGCCGACAAGAUCACUGGCCGUAUCUCAUAUGGCCAAGAUCAUGGCCAACACGGUCUGCAUCGGAAUCAGAAGCAAUCAAUUAUUCCUGCAGUCUUGCCUCCUCCAUGCCAAAUUUCAAGAUCCUGAAUAUACGACGAGUUUCAUCCCGGAACUGAUGACCACGCUUGUCCGAAAUCCGUAUGUAAAGCACAGCGACGAAUUCCAGAACCUCCUCUCCUUCAUACCGUCAAUGUUACAGCAGAAGAAGCAAGAUUCCACUUCAGCAAGACGUCCUUUUGCGAGCAUACCACCCUCUUUCAAGAAUCAGAAGAUGGACGCAGCAAAUACCCAAGCUAGCAUGGUGACCAUUCCAGGCCUCAGUGGAAAGACUAAUAUUGUUGUUUGGGACGGAAGAAAUUCCGUCAAGGUAGUCCCUUACAAUGAAACCGAGUCCAGCAAAGGAGACGAGGACUUGAAGCCGGGUGUCUUGCUUGCACGGGGCUAUAACAAGCUCAGCUCAAGACUGCGGGAUACUCCGGCUCUGCAAAAGACCCCACCUCAUGCUACCUCCAUGGAUAUCCUAAGCAUUUCACAGACAGCUCUUCAGAAUUCAGAACUAUGGACCCUCGACGACAUUUCAGUUACUGUUGAUGGCCAACGGUAUACCAUCUUCGCCUCAUCUGGUCCACAAGGAGGGUCUGAGGCGGGUGCACACCAAGAAGUUUUUGCCCAUAUUCCCGCAUUCGGAACAUACGUCAAGUACCACCACUUCUCCCGUCUCUCAUAUGGCGAAUCACUCCGAAGAUCGGCAAAGAUGGCAGCGGCAGCUGUGGAUAAAUCACCCAAAGCAACAAUGCCUUGCAGAGUUCUCAACGUGCUGAAGAAAGACGGUGAGAUGUUGAAGGUUGGAGAAAUUGCAAUGGUUGUCGAAAGUAUGAAGAUGGAGAUGAACAUUCUGGCUACUGCGGAAGGCAAAUUCACAGCCAAGUUUCAGAAAGGAGACGCAGUAAACGAAGGCGAAGUGCUAUUCACUGUAGAUUAA